This is a messenger RNA of Cornus florida, 1372 nucleotides long. RefSeq names its product glycine-rich RNA-binding protein 2, mitochondrial. The transcript has 5 exons. Gene Ontology annotation, molecular function: RNA binding. NCBI's taxonomy places the organism in Eukaryota, Viridiplantae, Streptophyta, Magnoliopsida, Cornales, Cornaceae. Bases 152 to 1144 code for a protein of 330 amino acids. The record is from RefSeq and is a predicted model, not a curated record.
GUUUGUUCAUUUCCUAGUCAAUAUAUUGAAAUGUUUGUUCAUUUCCUUGGUUCUUACUAUUGUUUUGUAGGGUUGGGUUUGGUUUUCUAUAGUUAGGGUUCCAUCGGAAUGUUUUCUGAUUGUUGUUUUUUAUCGAUUUGUAUGUUGAUUUAUGAUCUAUUUCUUGUUGAUCGGUUUUUGUGGCUGGAGCUUGAUCUGCUGUUCUGGAUUGAGAUUUUCUUUCAUUAACAAACUGGUUUCAACAAUGGCUUUCUUUAGUAAAGCCAGGAGUAUCCUCGGGCAGACUGUCAGUAAGCACUUGAAUUCAGAUAUUUCUGCAUCCAAUCCAUCUAUCUUCCAAAUGAUAAGAUGCAUGUCAACUUCGAAAGUCUUUGUUGGAGGAAUCUCAUAUAACACGGAUGAUACAAGUCUGAGAGAAGCUUUUAGUAAGUAUGGGGAAGUCGUUGAAGCAAGAGUUAUUAUGGAUCGUGAGUCAGGUAGGUCGAGAGGUUUUGGCUUCGUUUCUUUCACCAAUAGCGAGGAAGCCUCCAGUGCUAUCCAGGCCAUGGACGGGCAGGAACUUCAUAGCCGUACGAUAAGAGUGAAUUAUGCAAAUGAAAGACCGCCACGUACUAACUAUGGUGGUGGCGGCGGCUAUGGUGAUGGCGGCUAUGGUGGCGGCGGCGGCUAUGGAGGCAGUGGUGGCGGUGGUUAUGGAGGUGGUGGCGGUGGUUAUGGAAAUUAUGGAAGCAGUGGUGGUUAUGGCAAUAGCUACGGAAGUGGGGGCGGUAAUACCAGUGGUUAUGCUGGUGGAAACAGUUACGGCAGCGGUAGUGGUGAUUAUGGUGGCAACCAGGGCUAUGGUGUUGCUGGAAGUGGUGACAACCAGGGCUAUGGUGUUUCUGGUGGUGGCGGCAGCACCGAUAGUUUUACCGGUGGUGGUAAUUAUGGUGGUAGCCAGGGGUUUGGUGGUGGCGCUAGCACUGAUGGUUAUGCCGGUAGUGGUAAUAUUGGUGGCAGCCAGGGGUUUGGUGGUGGCGCUAGCACUGAUAGUUAUGCCAAUGCUGAAAGUGGCAACAAGGCUGAUGCUGGUGGCGGUUUUGGCCCAGACGAUCCAUUGGAAGGGGCUGAUGAGCCUGAUGGCUAUGCCAACAGACAGGUCUGAAAGUUAAUGGAGAAGCCUGAGUUAAUGGAGAAAAACUUGCUUGCAUCCGUUGGUAAAAUGAAAAGAAAAGGAGAACAAGUACUCUGACUUUUCUUCCUUUUCUGCGUAUUAUUAUAAGUAAAUUGUUCUUAUUUAUCUUGUCUGUUGCUUUAGCGCACUCACCCUCUCUGGAUUCUUACUGCCAACUUCUUUAUUUCAUAAAAUGGUGGAUUUGGUUUUGGAACCUAA